This is a messenger RNA of Symbiodinium sp. CCMP2592, 3489 nucleotides long. The record is from the annotation of a GenBank genome assembly. Lineage: Eukaryota; Dinophyceae; Suessiales; Symbiodiniaceae.
AUGCCCACCCCGGUGACUUUGGCGACACUGUCGGACGCGUUUUGGGAUUUGCCUCGGUCCCGACGAUUACUGCGGCAAUGCUUGCUGCACCCGUUUUACAAGGGUUUGGUGGAUGGCACCGGCUCCAUGUACCACUUCCGGACCUUCGUGCAGCAAGAAAUGCUUCUGCUCCCAGCUUGGCGGCUCGUGGCCGACGCGUUGCUAAGCAACGGAGAAGGCAUGCCACAGGUUGUGGACUGCUUGACCGAUGAAUCAAGAUUGCACAGCACCUUCUCUGCCAGUUUCGGCUUCUCCCCAGAGGCGCCAGAGCCGCUGCCGAGCACGGCGGCAUACAUGGACUUUCUGGAAGAAGUCGCGGACUUUCAACGUGGCGAUCAUACGAUUCUGGAGUGCAGCGUCCGUGCUUUGGCAACACUUUCGGCGAGAUUUCGGCUGCUGCACUGGAUCAGCCAUGCGCUGCUGGAUGCGAUCCCGGAAGUGGCCACCAACGACAGUCCUAGUGCCAGAUGGCUGAGCUUCUGCGACGCGGACGAAUUCCGCAACAUUGCCGCGCGUCUAGGCGCAGCAUUGGAUGUGGCCGCCGGCCGAGGUGCCCUGGAACGUCAAGCGGAACUGGGCAGUCGGACAUACAUCGACACUCUGCGACACGAGUUUGACUUUCUGAUGGAGAGCCUUGGUGCCAUGGACUGGCCAUGGAUAAGCAUUGGUUUCGCUCUGCGGCUGGCCACAGCACUCGCAAGAAAGAGCGAGUUUCCUCUUUGCCUAGAUCUGCGGCGGCACAACGCAAUCUUUGGAGGAGAGAUAGAGGCGGCGCUGGACAACAUGGAGGGCCGGCCUACACACUCCUCAUCGCUGGGGUCCAGCAAGGACAUGCCUUCAUUCCUGCUGCUGCAGUCGCUGCUGAAAUAUUUACAUGUCGCCGGCGAGGCGGAAGUCAGGUCGUGGCAGGAGAUUACAGGUACGAGUGGAGGAUGUCAUGGCCUGGUUGAACUUGAGGCGCAGCUCAAAGACAAAGCUGUUCACGCCUUCAACAUUUUGAAGUUCGAGCUGGCAAAGUCCAGAGAUCGCAAUAUGAUGCGUGCUGAUCUUCUACGCCCAUGCUUCGCAUCAGUCUCUUGCGACGCUCUGUUGGAGAGGUUCGCGUCAGGUGAUGAGCCAGCUUCAAUCCUGGCAAGCUUGAGUGGGUGUGCGCAGGAGGAUGCUGAAAUCUUGCUCCAAUUCGGCGGCCGUCUAUCCGAGCUCUUCGCACCGAUCGAACUUGCAAAGCGUGUUGGGCGGCAGGAUUGGGAUUCUCGCCCGUGUUCCCUGGGAGCGUCGCUGCUGCCCUUGGUGGAUCAAGCCGUCAGGUCGCUGCAGGAGAAGGGGAAAUCUGUCAGAGUAUCGAUUUUCGGUGGCUGUGGCCUAACAGCGGCACUUGCCAGCCGGCUCGGCUGCACGGUUGUUGUGGUCGAGCAGCGCAUGCUGUUGCGCAAGUGCUUGGAGGUGCUCUUCAAGCAAAACGGACUUGAGAACGUCCGAUGUGCAGACAAUGCCGAUCUCGCCUCAGAUGUUUUUGUUUGGGAGGGCCUUGACGAGGACGGAAUCUUAGAAUUUGGCCACUGGCGGGGACUGCAGUUGCAACUGGCGAAGUUGAAGAAGAGAGGUUGCCCAGAACCUCUGAUGAUCCCAGAGGCCAUUCGCGUAAAUGCCGCCCUGGUGGAUGACAGCCUGUCGCGGAUUCGAGGGUGCCGGCUGGGUCGCUUUGACUGCAUGCGGGGCUACGAUCUCUGCUACUCGCAUCGCUGGCCGGAAGGGGCUUGCCAUAUCCGUCCGUGCUUACGCUCCCCUGUGCAGCACGUUUUCGAUCUCUCCUUGGGCCGCGAGACGCCUGGGCAUGCGCUGCUGCGGCUCCGUGCGGAGCCCGGAGCGCCGGUCACGGGAGUGGCUUUCUGGGUGGAGAUACCAUCCCUUGCAGUGGCCGAGCCUCGCCCACCUGAUGCUGAGCAAACAUGGGCGCGCUGCGUGCAGCCGCUUCCUCCCAGGAGGGCCGAAGUCAGCGGACCAACGCUUAGCCUUUGGGCCAAGUGUUGCGACUUGAAGAUUUGGUUUUCCUGGGCGGAUGAAGACUGCUUGCUUGCCUCGCCUUUGCUUCCGUCUGUUGGGAUAAGCAAGUUGCCGCCUUGGCACUACAAGAUGCUGAAUGACCACGAACGCAACCGUAGAUACCAUUCCGCAAUCGCCCGCGGUGCGGCGAAGGCGAGUGCACGGCGGCAGGCCAGCGGCUUUUCAGGCAGACCAAAUGUCCUGGACUGUGGCUGUGGCGCGGGGCUUCUGUCCUUGAUCGCCGCUCAAAACGGUUGCGACGUGUCGGCCGUGGAGCUUUCGCCGCUGAUCUCGGAUGUGACGCUCGAGACCUUCAGAGACGUCAGCCGCGAGUCCGAGUCUGCAUCUCUCACGCUUCACACUGCGGACGUACGGAGCCUCACGCCCGAAGCCUUCGGCCUGCAGGGCCCUGCAGGCCCUGCAGGCCAUGACCUCAUUGUGAGCGAGUUGAUGGAUGCAUCUGGCGUGGGGGAAUCUUUGCUGAGCGUCUUGGAGCAUGCCUGCCGGCAUCUUGCGGCUCCCGGGGCACAGGUCGUGCCUUGUCAGCUGCGCCUCACCGUAGCUCUGGCUUACCUGACGCUGCCGAACUGCCACGGCGGUUUCGACUUCUCGGCCCUGGACAUGAUCUCCUUCUGCUCGCUGCAGGGCGGGCCCUUUUCGGAGGGAAAGCCGCUGCCAACGCAACUGGAGACGGGUGCUUCAGGGCCGCUGACCGCGUCUGCUCUGCCAUCCCUUCAUGGCAAGGGGCCCUUCACCUCGCGAAACUUGAACCGCUUGCGAAGGGGCGAGGUCUGGGACACGCUGACGCCCGAGGCUCACCUGCUGGAAGUGGACAUUCGCCGAGCCUUGCAAGGCCAGUCCCUGUACCCUUGCAAGGGGCAGGCGGAGCUGACGGUGUCGCAGGAGGGUGUUGCCAACUGCAUCCUCUGGUGGUGGGAAGCUCAGCUGGACGAGCAUGAGACCAUCUCGAACAAGCCCCAGAGCCUGGGCAGUGGCUAUGUGACUCAUUGGCACCAGCCCCUUUGCCCGGUCGGCCCCAUCCCUGUGGCAGCGGGUGACCGGCUGAAGCUGACGGUUGAGAUCGCGGACGCUGCAGGGCAGAAGAUGAAGUUCUCGCUACAGCCAUCUGAGCCGAAUUCGGCCAGGCACUGGAAGGAGGGUGCAGGCGCUAAGCUGGCCCCAGACCCUCUGCAAGACUUACUCCUCGGGUGGCAUGCAGAGAUGGAGGAGGCCUGCGCUCUGAAUUCAACUCUCACUACCAAGUUCACUGCCAGGGGCGACCUGGCUGGGCUCGCAAAGCUGCAGACCGCCGUGCUUUUCUUGGUUCUGGUGCCACAGGCCUUCGGCUGUGAUCCCUUGAUACGGGACAGGCUGCUCCAGACAUACUUUGGCAUAGCUUACAAGUAG